Molecule: messenger RNA, 1064 nt
Organism: Stylophora pistillata
Lineage: Eukaryota; Metazoa; Cnidaria; Anthozoa; Scleractinia; Pocilloporidae
Product: exosome complex component CSL4
Biological process (GO): RNA processing
Cellular component (GO): nuclear exosome (RNase complex); cytoplasm
Molecular function (GO): RNA binding
Source: RefSeq, a predicted model, not a curated record
GGGCAGCGGUGUUACCAGAAGUUAAAAAUGGCGGACGAAAUUCAUCGUCAAAUAACCUUGGUAUAAGUUUCUCGAACUUGUGAAAGUGGAUGAACGAAGUAUGGUAUCGGUUCAUGAUAAUGCUGUGGUGAUACCUGGGGAAAGAUUAGGAAGUUUUAAACAAUAUGAAGCAGGAAAUGGAACUUAUACUCGCCAUGGAUAUGUGUAUGCUAGUCUUGCUGGUUACAAACAGUUGCAAAACCAAGAGAGUGUAGAGAAACCUAUCAUACACAUCAUUAGAGAAGAGGAAAAGCACAUAGUGCCAGAAGUUGGUUCAGUCGUCACAUGCAAGGUGACGAGCACAAACCCAAGGUUUUGCAAAGUAGCAAUUCUUGGUGUAGAGACAACUUCUUUAAAAGAGCCUUUUAAAGGAACAAUCAGAAAAGAAGAUGUCCGGGCAACCGAGAAGGACAGAGUUGAAAUGUACAAGUCCUUCCGCCCUGGUGAUAUAGUACUGGCCAAAGUACUGACUCUUCAUACCCAAACAUAUCUUCUUUCAACUGCUGAAAACGAACUUGGAGUCAUUUUUGCCAAGAGUGAGAGUGGUGCUGCAAUGGUGCCAGUCAGUUGGUGUGAGAUGCAAUGCCCCAAAACAAGAGCAAAGGAACACAGAAAGGUUGCAAAGAUUCAGCAAGCAUCUUGAUAAAUCAACAAAUUUAUAAACAUUCAGUAUUUUGCCUCAACUAUGGGAUGGAUUCAUAGGGACUGAAUUUCUUCAAGUUACAUUUUUGGAGAGGGGAAAAACAAGGGAAAAUUGUUUUCAAAAGCAAAAAAAUUUUUUAGACUAAAAAAUUGUCAUCAGGAACAAGCAGCCAGAAAAACUUCUGAUAGACUACAACAGAAAAAAAAUUGUUUAACUUUAUUUUUUUUGCAUUCUCUCUCGAAAAAAAUUGUCAGUCCCCUAUGCAACCACCUGGAUUCACUUGGGGUGACACGUCAGAGAAGAGCAGGAAAUGACUCCUUAGUAAUAAAGUUACUAUGGGAAAGUUACACCAACAAGAUAUUAAAGUGCUUUAACAAUGUUA